GACAACACGACACAGCAUGCAGACAGUGGGCCGUCGUCCAGUGCGUUUGAUGUGGCACAGGAGAUUAUUCAGAAUCUGGAGAACAAGAUUAAGACGCUCAGCAGCCAGGCUGAAAACUACAGGCAGGCGAUAGUAUCAAAGGAAAACAUAAUCAGGGACUUGGGCUUGCAGUUGGAGCUCCACGCCAAGAAUGCCCAGGACAUUGACCACGAGUAUGUGCAGACGCAUGCCAAACAGGGCAUGGAGAUCUUGGACAGAAUAAAGAGCUACCAGGCGCCCAGUGAUUUGACAGGAGAGGUCCAAAGACUAAAGAUUGAGAAUAUGAGCCUGAAGAAUAUUGUCGAUGAGCUGGCGAUGCGGAUCCGACAGGACAGAGCGUCGGGAUGA
This is a messenger RNA of Vittaforma corneae ATCC 50505, 387 nucleotides long. RefSeq lists its product as uncharacterized. The record is from RefSeq and is a predicted model, not a curated record. NCBI's taxonomy places the organism in Eukaryota, Fungi, Microsporidia, Nosematidae. The transcript has a single exon. The annotation marks the transcript as partial.